This is a messenger RNA of Brachypodium distachyon (stiff brome), 795 nucleotides long. RefSeq lists its product as uncharacterized. Bases 178 to 435 code for a protein of 85 amino acids. Lineage: Eukaryota; Viridiplantae; Streptophyta; Magnoliopsida; Poales; Poaceae. The record is from RefSeq and is a predicted model, not a curated record. The transcript has a single exon.
UCCUAUCGCCCUGCCGGCCGGCACUAUAAAAGGAGUUCACCUGAUGCCCCAUCUCGUUAACUCGAUCGAUCUCUUCGACCGAGGGGACACACACACACACACACGUACGGGCCAUUCACAAAGUCAUACCGGCCACCACGCACGUACGGGACAAAUUAAGCUUUCUAGCUAGAGAUCAUGGAGGCGGUAGCGGCGGCGGCGAACGGCGGUGGGGCUGAGAGGGAGCAGCAGCAGCAGGGGUGCGCGCGGCGGUUGUUCCAGAUGCCGCUGCACUACCCGAGGUACAGGAGGGAGGACUACGAGGCCAUGCCCGAGUGGCAGCUCGACCGCCUCCUCUCCGACUACGGCCUCCCGGUCCACGGCAACCUUCACCACAAACGCGGCUUCGCCAUGGGCGCCUUCCUCUGGGGCGGCGGCGCCACCGCCGGCCAUUAAUUGAUGAGCUACAGCGCGCGCGUGCCUGCCCAGCGCACCUACGAUGAACUUCAGUAAGAGAUCGAGCGAUCAGAGAUGCGCAUACACUAGUGUAUCCGUGUACUAGCUAGCUACGUAUUUUUCGACCGGGUUUCUGUAUAUUUGUUUGCGGUAUGAAGACAUAUAUACAGGCGUAUAUGUAUGCUAAUUUGGAUGAGUUUAAGUUGUUGUAUAUUCCCAUGUUUUGAAGUAGCUAGUGGUGCAUGUUGUAUUGGCGCUGAGGACCCUGAGGAUUGAGAUGAGUUAGCUCGCUACGGUUUGUUGCUGCCUAGGUUUCGUGUAUAUUAUGCCAUAAUUAAUGCAUAUGUUUUAGUACAUGAA